AAAUUUAAUGCUCGUGUUCACCCUCCUCACCUCCUCAUCCUCAGCUACUGCGGGAUUCAGAUCAAUAGCCGAAUAUGAAGAUGCCCUCCUCAGACAUUUAUUCCAAGGUUAUCAGAAGUGGGUCCGCCCUGUCUUGCAUUCAAAUGACACCAUAAAAGUGUAUUUUGGAUUGAAAAUAUCUCAGCUCGUAGAUGUGGAUGAAAAGAAUCAGCUGAUGACGACCAAUGUGUGGCUCAAACAGGAGUGGACGGACUACAAAUUACGCUGGAAUCCUGAUGACUAUGGUGGAAUCAGCUCGAUUAAAGUUCCAUCGGAAUCUCUCUGGCUUCCUGACAUUGUUCUCUUUGAAAAUGCAGAUGGACGCUUUGAAGGCUCUCUCAUGACCAAAGUCAUAGUGAAAUCAAACGGAACCAUCACUUGGACUCCGCCCGCCAGUUACAAAAGCUCCUGCACCAUGGACGUCACGUUCUUCCCCUUUGACCGGCAGAACUGCUCGAUGAAGUUCGGAUCCUGGACAUACGAUGGUACCAUGGUGGACCUCAUGUUGAUAAACGAAAACGUUGACAGAAAAGACUUCUUUGAUAAUGGAGAAUGGGAAAUACUCAACGCCAAAGGGAUGAAGGGAAACAGGAGGGAUGGUUUAUACUCAUAUCCGUUUAUUACGUACUCUUUUGUUCUGAGACGCUUCCCUUUGUUUUACACUCUCUUUCUGAUCAUCCCCUGCCUGGGGCUGUCUUUUCUAACAGUUCUUGUGUUCUACUUACCUUCUGAUGAAGGAGAAAAACUUUCCUUGUCAACGUCUGUCUUGGUGUCUCUGACGGUUUUUCUAUUGGUGAUUGAAGAAAUAAUCCCAUCGUCUUCCAAAGUCAUUCCUCUCAUUGGAGAGUACCUGUUGUUCAUUAUGAUUUUCGUCACCCUGUCCAUUAUCGUCACCGUUUUUGUAAUUAAUGUUCACCAUAGAUCUUCUUCGACCUACCAUCCCAUGGCUCCCUGGGUGAAGAGGCUAUUUCUGCAAAAACUGCCCAAAUUACUCUGCAUGAAAGACCACGUGGAUCGCUACUCCUUCCCAGAUAAAGAUGAGAGCAAACUAGGAGAGAAAGGUAAAGUUCUAGAAAAGAAGAGGCAGAAACAGAUGACCGAUGGGGAAAAAGUUCUGGUUGCUUUCUUGGAAAAGGCUGCUGAUUCCAUUAGAUACAUUUCAAGCCAUGUGAAAAAAGAACAUUUCAUUAGCCAGGUAGUGCAAGACUGGAAAUUUGUAGCUCAAGUUCUUGACCGAAUUUUCCUGUGGAUCUUUCUGAUUGUGUCAGUUACAGGCUCGGUUUUGAUUUUUACUCCUGCUUUGAAGAUGUGGCUACAUAGUCGCCAUUAGCAGCCUCCAGAGAAAUUUAAAGGACACAGUUCCACCUUGAACUGACAUCUGGCUGGCAGUACACAGAAUCCAAACGCACACGUUUGUUCCAAGAGCCCCCGCUGCACAGUCCUCAUGGAAAUUGAACGUCUCUUUAUAGGAAAAUGCUUGGCAAACGUGGGUUUGCCCAAAUUAAUCUGUGAUUGCUGCUGUUAGAGUGAGUUGUUCUUUAAAAAAGGAGAACCUCCUUGGGCUUCUGGCUUGGCCUCCUCGGACUUACAGGGAGGGGUCAUAGGUCCAGGGUCAAGCUCUCAAGCCAGUUUGUUCCAGGCACUGUUGCCGUGUAAUGGACUUGGACCCCGUUUUUUAUCAAUGUUAAGAACUGGCAUUUGUA
Molecule: messenger RNA, 1742 nt
Organism: Nycticebus coucang (slow loris)
Lineage: Eukaryota; Metazoa; Chordata; Mammalia; Primates; Lorisidae
Gene: CHRNB3
Product: cholinergic receptor nicotinic beta 3 subunit
Exons: 6
Coding region: 8-1369 (453 amino acids)
Biological process (GO): monoatomic ion transmembrane transport; regulation of membrane potential; nervous system process
Cellular component (GO): postsynaptic membrane; neuron projection; synapse
Molecular function (GO): transmembrane signaling receptor activity; acetylcholine-gated monoatomic cation-selective channel activity
Source: RefSeq, a predicted model, not a curated record